AUGACAACAAUGCAAGAUCGCAAGAGCAUGCUAACUCAAACUAUUGAUAAAAUUAUAACGCAAAAGAUUGAGGAGGCAGACUGCAACAUUAAGCCAGAUCAAGCUAUCAAUAAACUCUUAAUACAGGAGAUUGGAAAGGGUUUCAAAGCUUAUAUAGAAAAGCUAGAUGAAGAAUACGAUUCUGAGUCGGAUUUUGAUUUUAUAUCUAUUCGCAAACCCACAGUUAAAAAUCCUGUUGCUACUAAUAAU
Molecule: messenger RNA, 249 nt
Organism: Paraglomus brasilianum
Lineage: Eukaryota; Fungi; Glomeromycota; Glomeromycetes; Paraglomerales; Paraglomeraceae
Source: the annotation of a GenBank genome assembly